AUGCCAUUUUUAUCAUAUAAGCAUUUUUCAGCCUUUUAUGCUGACUGUGAACUUCCAUCUACAGAAACUUUAAACACAUUAUUAAAACGUGCUGAUAUUGAAAUUCCAGUUGUGCAACUGCCUAAAAGAAACAAAAAUCAAUCAUCCAAGUUAAAAUUAUGGAAACUUUGUCCUUGGUUGCCAAAAACUUAUUUUUCAAAAAUUAAAGCUGACUUUACACUACAUCUUGAAGCAAACAAAAUUACAGAGUUAACAACAUGGUUACAGCUAGGGCAUUCAGCUAGAGAAAGUUGGGUUGAAGAUGUAUAUAUUAAGCAUAGGCUUCAAAUUGUUGCAAAUAGCGAUAAUAAGCCAGAAGUAGUGCAACAAGCAACUAGUAUUUUUAAAAAAUAUAUGAUGAUGAAUCAAAAAAAUAUGGAUUUAACUUUUAGAUCUAGUAAUGAAUUUCAAGAAACAGAUCAAGAGAUGCAUUUAAAUAAUAAUAACGAUGAUUCAGAAUUUUUUGGUAGCAAUUACUAUGAAAAUUGUGACAGUACUACCUCUGAUAACUAUGCAACACCUUCUUUUAGUAAUAAUAUUGUCUCUGUAUCCAACAGACACAUUACCUCUUGCAAUUAUGCCAUUCCAGCUUCUGGCAGUUAUAUUGAUCCUACUUCAAAUAGUGAUAAUGAGAUAUAUGAAAACACUUUAUCGCAAAACUUUAAAGACGCAUUAAAACAAAACUCAACUAUUGAGCAAAUCACUGAUAGAAUAAGCAGUCGAACACAACAAAAAGGUGAUACCAAUUCCAAGAAAUCUAAUCAAAGAUUAAAAGAUUCCUUAUCUAAAUAG
This is a messenger RNA of Dentiscutata erythropus, 831 nucleotides long. NCBI's taxonomy places the organism in Eukaryota, Fungi, Glomeromycota, Glomeromycetes, Diversisporales, Gigasporaceae. The record is from the annotation of a GenBank genome assembly.